Messenger RNA from Hylaeus volcanicus, 558 nucleotides. It is a transcript of the gene RpL31, whose product is annotated as 60S ribosomal protein L31. Gene Ontology annotation, biological process: cytoplasmic translation. NCBI's taxonomy places the organism in Eukaryota, Metazoa, Arthropoda, Insecta, Hymenoptera, Colletidae. Gene Ontology annotation, cellular component: ribosome; cytosolic large ribosomal subunit. The transcript is spliced from 3 exons. The record is from RefSeq and is a predicted model, not a curated record. The coding region runs from base 160 to 531 and encodes 123 amino acids. Gene Ontology annotation, molecular function: structural constituent of ribosome.
UGAGUUUAGGAACACUAGAAUCUUUGGUUCUUUUGCGUCGAACCAUAAGUCGGAGAGGUAAUGUCAGACUUGCAUAAAAUAGAAUCGUGAAACAUCUGGCUGUGAAUUUUGAAUAAUAAAUAAGUUUCUGUACAAUUACGUUAAUUAAUAAAUGUAGAAAUGGCCAAGUCUACAGAGAAAAAAGGAAAGAGCGCUAUCAAUGAAGUAGUGACUCGCGAAUACACCGUGAACCUUCACAAACGCCUUCAUGGUGUUGGAUUUAAGAAACGUGCUCCACGAGCAAUUAAAGAGAUACGCAAGUUUGCUGAGAAACAAAUGGGUACUCCAGAUGUGAGGAUCGAUACUAGGCUUAACAAACAACUUUGGUCCAAAGGAAUUAGGAAUGUACCAUUCAGAGUUCGUGUACGACUAAGCAGAAGGAGAAACGACGACGAGGACUCCGCGAAUAAAUUGUACACUCUCGUUACGUACAUCCCAGUUGCUACUUUCAAAGGUCUACAAACAGAGAAUGUUGAUGCGAGUCAAGAUUGAAUUUCUAAAUAAAUAGUUUUCAUCAAU